GACACUCCUUCAAAAUGAGAGAAAUCCUCCACAUUCAAGCGGGUCAAUGCGGCAACCAAAUUGGAGGCAAGUUUUGGGAGGUUAUGUGUGAUGAACAUGGGAUAGAUGCCACUGGAAGCUAUGUAGGAAAUUCCCAUCUUCAACUUGAGAGGGUUAACGUGUACUACAAUGAAGCAAGUGGUGGACGCUAUGUUCCUAGAGCGGUGCUGAUGGACCUUGAACCAGGGACCAUGGACAGCUUGCGUUCUGGUCCUUAUGGGAAAAUCUUUAGGCCUGAUAACUUUGUGUUUGGGCAAAAUGGAGCUGGAAACAACUGGGCUAAAGGGCAUUACACUGAGGGUGCAGAGCUUAUCGAUUCUGUUCUUGAUGUUGUUCGCAAAGAAGCUGAGAAUUGUGAUUGCUUGCAAGGUUUCCAAAUUUGUCAUUCACUGGGAGGUGGAACUGGAUCUGGAAUGGGAACCCUGCUAAUCUCAAAGAUCAGAGAGGAAUAUCCUGAUAGGAUGAUGUUGACUUUCUCAGUGUUUCCAUCCCCUAAGGUCUCAGACACUGUUGUUGAACCCUAUAAUGCCACCCUCUCUGUUCAUCAACUCGUUGAGAAUGCAGACGAAUGCAUGGUACUUGACAAUGAGGCACUCUAUGAUAUCUGUUUCCGAACCCUCAAGCUCACAAAUCCAAGUUUUGGUGAUCUCAACCAUUUGAUCUCAACAACAAUGAGUGGAGUAACAUGUUGCCUUCGUUUUCCUGGUCAACUCAACUCUGAUCUUCGCAAGCUAGCGGUUAACCUUAUCCCUUUCCCACGCCUACAUUUCUUCAUGGUGGGUUUUGCUCCCUUAACAUCACGUGGCUCUCAACAAUACCGAGCCCUCACCAUUCCUGAGCUUACACAACAAAUGUGGGAUGCUAAAAACAUGAUGUGUGCCGCAGAUCCAAGACAUGGAAGGUACCUAACAGCCUCGGCCAUGUUCCGUGGCAAAAUGAGCACUAAGGAAGUGGAUGAACAGAUGAUAAAUGUGCAAAACAAAAACUCAUCCUAUUUUGUCGAAUGGAUACCACACAAUGUAAAAUCAAGUGUUUGUGAUAUCCCACCAACAGGGUUAUCCAUGUCCUCCACGUUCAUGGGGAAUUCUACUUCAAUCCAAGAGAUGUUUAGGCGUGUUUCGGAGCAAUUCACGGUCAUGUUUAAGAGAAAGGCUUUCCUGCAUUGGUACACUGGAGAGGGUAUGGAUGAGAUGGAGUUCACCGAGGCUGAGAGUAAUAUGAAUGACUUGGUUGCUGAGUAUCAACAGUAUCAAGAUGCAUCAGCAGUGGAAGACGAGUUUGAUGAAGAGGAAGAGGAUGAAUUCAAGGAUCCUUUGGAGUAUAUUUACAGGAUUAGACCUGAGGCUGAGCCUUAUGGAAUUUGUAGGAUUGUACCUCCUAAGAGUUGGAAACCCCCUUUUGCUUUGGAUCUGGACACUUUCACUUUCCCUACCAAAACGCAGGCAAUUCACAAGCUGCAGGCACGUCCUGCUGCAACUGACUCCAAGACUUUUGAGUUGGACUACUCUAGGUUUUUACAGGAUCAUUCUAGUAAGAAGUCCAAGAAAAAAGUUGUGUUCGAGGGGGAGGAGUUGGACUUGUGCAAGCUGUUCAAUGCCGUGAAGCGUUUUCGCGGUUAUGAUAAGGUUGUCGACGAGAAGAAAUGGGGGGAUGUUGCUCGGUUUGUGAGGUCGGCCGCCAAGAUUUCGGACUGUGCUAAGCAUGUGUUGUGUCAGUUGUACCGUGAGCAUUUGUAUGAUUACGAGAAUUACUAUAAUCGGAUGAAUCGGGGGAAAAUUAGGAGUUGUAAGAAAGGGGUGCAAGAGGACCGCAAGAGUGAUCACGGGGUACAAUCUUCGGCGGUGUCCAAGAGGCAUCAACGCGGUGUAGAUUGUUUGAAAGUUAAGGAUUGUAAAGUGCAGGAAGAAGAACAUGAUCAGAUUUGUGAGCAAUGCAAGAGUGGUUUGCAUGGGGAACUCAUGCUUUUGUGUGAUAGGUGUGAUAAGGGAUGGCAUAUUUAUUGUCUUUCCCCUCCACUGAAGCAAAUUCCUCCGGGAAAUUGGUAUUGUUUAAACUGCUUGAAUUCGGAUAGGGACAGCUUUGGUUUUGUGCCUGGGAAGCAUUAUUCGUUGGAAGCUUUUAGACGCAUUGCAGACCGGUCAAGGAAGAGAUGGUUUGGACCAGGAACUGUUUCAAGGGUGCAAAUAGAGAAAAGGUUUUGGGAGAUUGUAGAGGGAUCAGUUGGUGAGGUUGAGGUUAUGUAUGGAAAUGACUUGGAUACAUCAGUCUGUGGGAGUGGCUUCCCGCGUGUAACUGAUCAGAAACCACAAUCUAUCGAUGAAAAGUUAUGGCAAGAAUACUUAACUAACCCAUGGAAUCUUAAUAACUUGCCUAAGUUGAAAGGAUCAAUGCUUCGAGCAGUUCAUCAAAAUAUCACUGGUGUUAUGGUACCCUGGCUAUAUAUUGGGAUGCUAUUCUCAUCCUUUUGCUGGCAUUUUGAGGACCACUGCUUUUACUCGAUAAAUUAUCUACACUGGGGAGAGCCAAAGUGCUGGUACAGUGUUCCUGGUAGUCAAGCCAGUGCUUUUGAGAAGGUGAUGAGAAGCAGUCUUCCUGAUCUUUUUGAUACGCAGCCUGAUCUGCUUUUUCAGCUUGUUACUAUGUUAAACCCAUCUGUCUUGCAAGAAAAUGGAGUUCCUGUCUACAGUAUACUUCAGGAGCCUGGGAAUUUUGUUAUUACCUUCCCCAGAUCUUAUCAUGGAGGUUUCAAUCUUGGUUUAAAUUGUGCGGAGGCAGUCAAUUUUGCUCCUGCUGACUGGCUACCAUAUGGUGCAUUUGGAGCAGAUCUCUAUCAGCGGUAUCACAAAACUGCUGUCUUAUCUCAUGAGGAGCUUCUUUGUGUAGUAGCUCAGUAUGGUGAUGUUGAUAGCAGAGUGUCUUCUUAUUUGAAGAAGGAAUUGUUGAGAAUAUCGGAUAAAGAAAAAUCUUGUAGAGAGAAACUUUGGAAAAAUGGUAUAAUUAAAUCUUCUCGUUUGGCUCCUCGAAAAUGUCCUCAAUAUGUGGGAACUGAAGAGGAUCCAGCAUGCAUUAUUUGCCAGCAAUAUCUCUAUCUUUCUGCUGUUGGGUGCCGUUGCAGGCCAUCAUCUUUUGUGUGUCUGGAGCACUGGGAACACCUUUGUGAGUGCAAAACCGUAAAACUUCGUCUUCUCUAUCGUCAUUCACUUGCAGAAUUGUAUGACUUGGCAUUUUCUAUGGACAAAUAUACUUCUGAGGAUAAAGCUGAGUGUAGAAGUGUACGAAGGCAGUCUUCAUGUCUGAGUGCUUUGACCAAAAAGGUGAAAGGUGGCUCCAUUACUUUCGCUCAACUUGCUACAGAGUGGCUUCUGCAAUCUAAUACUAUUCUUAAGAAUGUUUUUCUGAGGGAUGCGUUUGUUACUGCACUAAGGAAAGCUGAACAAUUUCUUUGGGCUGGUUCUGAGAUGGAUUCUGUUCGGGAUAUGGCAAAGAAUUUGAUUGAAGCUCAGAAGUGGGCAGAAGGGAUAAGAGAUUGUGUAACUAAAAUUGAGUUAUGGUUGUGUCAUCAGGACUCAAGUGUAAAAAAAGUUCAUUUAGAAUUUGUCAAUGAGUUACUGAGAUUUAAUCCUGCACCAUGCAAUGAGCCUCGUUAUCAUAAAUUGAAGGAAUAUGCCGAAGAAGCAAGGUUGUUAAAUCAGGAGAUUGAUACUGCUUUAUCUGUGUGUUCAACGAUGUCUGAGUUGGAACUUUUAUACUCCAAAGCUUGUGGCUUACCCAUCCACAUGAAAGAGAGUAAGAAAUUAGAAGGGAAAAUUUCUUCAACUAAGGCAUGGCUGGAUAAUGUUAGAAAGUGCAUCUCAGUGAGACAUCCUACUGCAUCAGAGGUUGAUGUUCUUUACAAGUUAAAAUUGGAGAUUGUGGAUCUUCAAGUUCAACUCCCAGAGAUAGAUGUGCUUCAGAAUCUAUUAAGUCAAGCUGAAUCUUGUAGUACUCAAUGUCGUGAAAUGUUAGAAGGUCCUAUGAAUCUCAAGAAUGUUGGUUCGCUGCUUAAGGAAUGGGACUAUUUUACAGUUGAUGUACCAGAGUUGAAGCUUCUAAGGCAAUAUCAUUCGGAUGCUGUUUCAUGGGUUUCCCACUUUAAUGAUGUUUUAGGUAGAGUUCAUGCGCAGGAAGAACAACAUAAUGCAGUUGAUGAUUUGAAGAUCAUUUUUGAAAAAGGUUUAUCUUUGAAAAUUCAAGUUGAUGAGUUGCCAUUAGUUGAGAUUGAGCUGAAGAAGGCUAAUUGCCGGGAAAAGGCUUUGAAGGCACAUGAUACUAAGAUGCCUCUCGAAUUCAUUCAGCAACUGUUGAGUGAGGCCACUAUGCUACAAAUUGAGGGAGAGAAACAAUUCAUCAAAUUAUCUUAUGUGCUUGCUAUUGCCAUGCCUUGGGAGGAAAGGGCUAGAGAGAUUCUUUCACAUGAGGCUCCAAUUUCUGACUUUGAGGACAUGAUCAGAGCUUCGGAAAACAUAUUUGUUAUUCUUCCUUCACUUAAUGAUGUCAAGGAUGCAUUAUUGGAAGCUAAUUCCUGGUUAAGGAAUUCAAAGCCAUAUUUAGUCUCUUCUACUUGUGCUUCAAAUUCUCUGCGGAAAGUUGAGGAUUUGCAGAUGUUGGUUUCUCAAUCAAAGCAUCUUAAAAUAUCUUUGGAAGAAAGAAGGAUGCUUGAAUUAGUUUUGAAGAACUGCAAAAUAUGGGAGCAUGAAGCAUGUUCUGAACUAGAUGAUGCUAGGUGCCUCUUUGAAUUGGAUAACACUGGCCAUGGAAUAAGCAGCGGUUUAAUGUUUAAACUGGAAGAUUUGAUUGCAAGGAUCCAAUCUGCCAUAACAUCUGGUGUAUCACUUGGUUUUGACUUCAACGAGAUUUCAAAACUUCAAGCAUCUUGUUAUACACUGCAAUGGUGCCAAAGAGCCUUAUCUUUCUGCAAUCAUUAUCCUUCUUUAGAGGAUGUUUUGGAGGUUGCAGAAGGUCUUUCUCAUUCCUUUGCUUCUGGUGCUCUGGUGAAAGUAUUAGUUGAUGGAGUUGGAUGGCUUAGGAGAGCAUUAGAUGGGAUUUCUGGACCUCGCAGUUCUAGAAGAUACGAGUUGACUUAUGUUCAAGAUAUUCUUGCUGAUUAUCAGACUAUUAAUAUGACCUUUGCAGCAGUAUAUCGUCAACUUGAAGAAGCCAUUGGAAAACAUGAGUUGUGGCAAGAGCAAGUACAUGAGUUUUUUGGAAGUUCUGAGAAACAAUCUUGGUCAUCAACAUUGCAGCUCAAGGAGCUUGGAGAUACCAUUGCCUUUAGUUGCCCAGAACUGGAUUUAAUUUCAUCUGAAAUUAAGAAGGUGGAAAAUUGGAAGAAAAGAUGCAUGGAUAACAUAGGAACUUUAGUUCAAAAUGAGAAAUCGCUGCUUCAUGCGCUGGAGAAGAUAAAACAAACUGUAGAUAGAUCGUUCUUCAUAUAUGGCAAGUUGCAAGAUUGGAAGGAACAAAACAUAUGCAUCUGCUGCUUUAUUGAUUCUGAAGAUCAGGAAUUUGUUACUUGUUCCACUUGUAUGGAGUGCUAUCAUUUGCGGUGCAUUGGACUAACAGCAAAAGAUACAUGCCUAGAAAACUAUAAGUGCCCUUAUUGUGAAAUUUUGAAAAGUGAAUCCCAUUAUCGGAAUGGAGGUGCCCUUCUGAGGUUGGGGAAGAAUCACGUUGAAUUGAAAGUUCUCAUCGAACUUCAGUCUGAUGCUGAACAUUUCUGUUCAUGGUGCUGGAUUGAUGAAAGAGAUGUUUUGAACCAACUUGUAGAGAAAGCUCUGGCAUGCAAAUCUUGCUUGAGAGAAAUAGUGAACCUUGCAUCAGCUAAUGUUGGCGAAGAUAUUAGCAUCAUAUCUGAAAAAUUGAUCAUUGCUAUCAAGGCUAGCAAAGUGGCUGGUGUCUAUGAUCGAUAUGAUAAUUGUGACCUCGAGCUUGCUUUAGCAAAAAACUUGUGGAAAAUUCAAGUCAAUAGAUUGUUAAAUGGUGUACGAAAGCCCACUAUCCAACAGAUUCAGAAGCAUCUGAAAGAGGGACCAGCUAUGGAAAUAUCUCCUGAAGAUCACCAUAUGUUGAAACUUACAAAUGUGAAUUGCUUGUGUCUGCAGUGGGUAGAACUAGCCAAAAAGGUAGCAAUUGAUUCUGGGGCACUCAGCCUAAACAAAGUUUUUGAACUUGUAGUGGAAGGUGAAAACUUGUCAGUUGAUGUGAAUGAGGAACUCAAGAUAUUAAGAGCUCGAUGCAUGCUUUAUUGCAUUUGUCGAAAGCCGUUUGAUCCAAGGAGGAUGAUUGCAUGUUAUCAUUGUAAUGAGUGGUAUCACUUCGAUUGCAUGAAAUUACCAAGCGCACGAGAGGUCUACAUUUGUCCUGCAUGUAACCCGCAUACAGUAGAAUUGCCUACAAAUCAUGACAGAUUAAGUAAUAGUAAAUUUGAGGAGCCUAAAACCCCAUCUCCCAGGCAUACAAACCCUAGAAAGAAACAGAAGAGAGAUGUGCCUAGUCUCACUUGCAAGAUGUUUGCAACCAGGAAUCAAGAUAAUGGUAAUUUUAGGUGUUCGAGUGGGAUAGAAUGUCUAAGGUGGCAAAAUCGAAAGCCUUUCAGAAGAGCAGCUAAGAAACGUGUUGAGCUUCGAAGUCUUUCUCCAUUUCUAUGCAGACAACAAUAACCAUGCAUAGUAGAUAGUCAUUGGUCAUUCAAUUGAUUCAAUUGAUUCUUAUGAUCGGCUUCUCAGUCAUUUUUAAUCCAUCUUAAUGUCAAAUUAUCAUUUUUAAUUCCUUGUUAUUGGUAGUUAUUUAUUUGCAUGUCA
Gastrolobium bilobum is the source of this 6878-nucleotide messenger RNA. RefSeq names its product tubulin beta-1 chain-like. The transcript is spliced from 36 exons. Gene Ontology annotation, molecular function: structural constituent of cytoskeleton; GTP binding; DNA binding. The record is from RefSeq and is a predicted model, not a curated record. Bases 15 to 6737 code for a protein of 2240 amino acids. Lineage: Eukaryota; Viridiplantae; Streptophyta; Magnoliopsida; Fabales; Fabaceae. Gene Ontology annotation, biological process: microtubule cytoskeleton organization; mitotic cell cycle. Gene Ontology annotation, cellular component: microtubule; cytoplasm.